UUAAUCGAUAAAAAGAGUGUUUAAAAAACGCGCAGACUCUUUGGGACAGGUUUUGUUGGAGGUUUUGUUUUUUUUAUUGGAAACGCACCGAAUUAGCAUGGAAAUACACGAUACAGAAAAUGCUAAUAGCUAAGGCCUGGUGUGCUAACAACAACAACGACGACGACGUCGAGUUCAUCAAGGAACUGAGACAUGCAGCAGCUGUCGUUUUGUAAAGAAGAAGAUUUCCUUGGGCAGCAGGAAUGCAGUCUAAGUGACAUUAAAGAAGAGCAAGGGAAUCCCUGGUUUAAUCAAGAGGAACAGCAACUUCACUGGCUGAAGGAUGGUACUAUCACUAAGUUUCCUACGAAGACUGAAAAUGAUGAAGAAAAGCCACAGUUAUUACAGGUUCAUCACGGCCAAAUGGAUGAGAGCCCUAAGGCGAAACCUCCAUGUGCCACCUCAGCUGAUCACAGAGGACUGGCAGCAGAAACUGAUGGGGAGGACUAUGAAGGACAACCACCUAGCAACUCAGGUUUACGACCAGAUGCUGAUGAUAAGAACUCAGAAACGGAGAGUGAUGACAGUUUUGAAUGGUAUCCCACACAAAACCUUCGUUCUCGUUCAUGCCGUUUGAAAGACAGUGGUUCCUCUGUUAGCAAUAACAGGUGUAAUGUUGCUCAAGUAAAUAAAAAAUCAUUUAGCUGCUCUGAGUGCGGCAAAAGCUUUGGACAAAUGAGCUAUUUGAAUAUACACAUGAGAAUUCAUACAGGAGAGAAAUCAUUUGUCUGCUCUCAGUGUGGGCAAAGAUUUGGAAGAAAGGAUUUUCACAACAUACACAUGAGAAUUCAUACAGGAGAACAACCUUUUGGCUGUUGUGAGUGUGGUAAAAGCUUUCGUGAAAAGAGUAACCUCAAUAAGCACAUGAAAAUUCAUGUAGGAGAGAAAUCAUUUAGGUGUUCUGAAUGUGGUAAAACAUUUGGAUUUAAGAGCUGUUUGAGCCAACAUAUGAGAAUUCAUACAGGGGAGAAACCAUUUGUCUGUUCUGAGUGUGGUAGAACGUUUCGACAAAAGAACUAUCUCACCAUACACAUGAGAACUCAUUCAGGAGAGAAACCAUUUGGCUGCUUUGAGUGUGGCAAAAGAUUUGGUAGAAAAGAAACACUGAAUAUUCACAAUAGAAUGCACAGUGGAGUGAAACCAUUCAGCUGUUCUGACUGUGGCAGAAGAUUUGGAACAAGGGAAUCACUCAACAUACACAUGAGAAUUCACAGAGGAGAGAAACCAUUUAGCUGUCAUGUGUGUGGCAGAGGAUUUCGCCAAAAAAGCAAUCUUAACAUGCACUUAAGAAUUCAUUCAGGAGAGAAACCUUUUGUCUGUUCUGAGUGUGACAAAGGAUUUCGACAAAAGAGCUCCCUUGCCAUACACAUGAGAAUGCAUUCAGGAGAAAAGCCAUUUGGCUGUUUGGAGUGUGGCAAAGAUUUUAGACACAAGGGCAAUCUUACUAUACACAUGAGAAGGCAUUCAGGGGUGAAACCUUUUCGCUGUUCUGAGUGUGGCAAAGGAUUUCAACACAUGGGCAAUCUGGCCAUCCACAUGAGAAGACAUUCAGGAGAGAAACCAUUUACCUGUUUGGAGUGUGACAGAAGAUUUCAACAAAAGUCCCAUCUUAACAGACAUAUGAGUAUCCAUUCAAGAGAGGAAUCAUUUAACUGUUCUGAUUGUGGUAAAGCAUUUGGAUCAAAGAGCUAUCUGGACAUACACAGAAGGAUUCAUGCCAGAGAGAAAUCAUUUAGUUGUUCUGAAUGUGGCAAAAUAUUUGGAUUAAAGAGCUAUCUGAACAAACACAUGAGAAUUCAUACAGAAGAAAAGCUGUAUGACUGUUCUGUGUGUCAUAAAAGAUUUCGAGAAAAGGGAAAUCUUUAUAAACACAUCAGAAUUCACAGAGGAGAUAAACCAUUUAAUUGUUUCGAGUGUGGCAAAAGAUUUGCACAAAAAUGCCAUCUCAACAGACACAUGAUAAUUCAUUCAGGGGAGAAGUCAUUUGGCUGUUCCGAGUGUGGUAAAACAUUUGGAAUAAAGGAAUCUCUGAAUACGCAUAUGAGAAUUCACACCGGAGAAAAACCAUUUCGCUGUUGUGAUUGUGGGAGAAGAUUUAAUCAGAUUAACACUUUGAAAAUACACAUGCGACAACAUUCAGGAGAGAAACCAUUUGGCUGUUCUGAGUGCGGCAAAAGAUUUUAUCAGCAGAGCAAUUUUAACAUACACAUGAGAAUUCAUUCAGGGGAGAAACCCUUUAGCUGUUCUGAAUGUUGCAAAACAUUUAGACAAAAGUGUCAUCUUAACAAACACAUGAGAAGUCAUUCAGAAGAGAAACCAGUUGUUUCUUAAACCUGAAACUAUAUUAUGAAACUAAAAUGUGCAACUUCACUCGAGUCCUCAAUGUGUGAUUUGUUGUUUGUAGAGUGGAACAAAGGCUGUCCAACCCUGUGUGUACAUAUUUAAAUACAAAAUGGGAUGUUUGGAUUUUUAUUUGUUAGGAGUGUCCCAAGUGUCCCAGGUUUUUUGUGCUUGUGCCUGAUCAGUAUUAUUAUCAGUAUUAACCCUCUUGAGUUUAAGGGCUUUUUCUCAAUUUUACUGUAUCUUAAGUAAUUCCUCUUUUAAAGUACUUGCAUAUUGUAUAAUGCCCAUGUAUGGCAUAUCAGAAAUGUCCAGAACAAUCUCAGCUUUCUGAAUGUAAGACUUAUAUUUGUCUGGAACACUGUGUAAAAUAUAUAAUUUCACCCUAACACUGAAAAUAUAAACUGUGUUUUGAGAACUUCAUCAUAUCUUUUGUAAA
Thalassophryne amazonica is the source of this 2818-nucleotide messenger RNA. RefSeq names its product zinc finger protein 260-like. Gene Ontology annotation, molecular function: DNA-binding transcription factor activity, RNA polymerase II-specific; RNA polymerase II transcription regulatory region sequence-specific DNA binding. The transcript has 2 exons. Gene Ontology annotation, biological process: regulation of transcription by RNA polymerase II. Bases 193 to 2370 code for a protein of 725 amino acids. The record is from RefSeq and is a predicted model, not a curated record. NCBI's taxonomy places the organism in Eukaryota, Metazoa, Chordata, Actinopteri, Batrachoidiformes, Batrachoididae. Gene Ontology annotation, cellular component: nucleus.